CUAUACUUCGCUUCAUUUAUUUUCCUACGGGCAGAAUCGGAUAUCCUCGGUGCGUUGGCAGUUGUCAUUGCAAAGCGAAACCAGAAAGAAGCAAGAAUGGCAGAUACUGGAAAAGACUACAUUAGUAACAGUGCUGAUCCUAAAAAUAUUCAGGAUCUUACAUCGUUUGUGCAGAACUUAUUACAGCAAAUGCAGGACAAAUUCCAGAACAUGUCUGACCAGAUCAUCACAAGAAUUGAUGAAAUGGGGAACCGCAUAGAUGACCUUGAAAAGAACAUUGCUGAUCUGAUGACCCAGGCUGGAGUCGACGAUAGGGCAUAGAGGUCGUUGCUGUGGAAAUACACAUCAGGAAAUUGUCAUGGCAACCAAUCUUCAUUCUUUAAGUGUCCAUCAUUGUUUUAGAAACAGAAUAGAUCUAGAUAGACAAAUUGAUUACAUUUUCUUAAUAUUUUUUUAUAUUAAAACUUUGUUUCAACAUGCUUUGUGACAUCAUGUUUUGUAUAAAAAAACAUGAAUUGAAUGUCUGAAAUAAAAUUGUGGUGGUUAUACUUUGAUAUGUAUAUCAACCUGUAUAUGAAGAUGGGUUUUGUUAUGUUUAUCAUCAAAAUUGACCAAACAUCAACCAGUAUUCUCACAGUUAGCUGCUGAUAUUUAUUAUUCACGUUUAAUAAUUCUGAAGUAGGUCUCAGUUGAUAUGUUCCAUGCGUAUGCUCAUUAAAUAUACAUCAGGUCAUAAUUGAAAACCUAUACUUGCUGACCUUCAUAACCAGAUGUUAAUUAAUGUUUUCAUAAGUGGCCAAAAACAACAUGUGACAUUUGAUGUUUUUUUGCUCUUACUCAGAAACUACAAGUUAAUUUCUCAGUAGGUAAACAAAUACAGCACAAUUUUCUUAUGUUCAUUACUGGGAAAUGUUGCAUCUUGUGCACAUGAGUAAAGCCUUUCACCAACAAAUAUCCGAUUGAUAUUUUUGCUGCUUCAUAAAGGAUACUAUCUAUCUAUACUGUCUUACUCCCCUUACGGGUAUUAUUGACAGGUAAACAUUAAAGCAUAAUAUACACAUUAAAGUAUAAUUUCCUAGCAUUAAGCACACAUCUGAUUAUGAAAGCCACAGUAUAUAAGAUCUUGUUAACACGUGUGCCUUUGUCAGAGUUUAUUAUAUUAACCAUUCAAGUAUUAUGAUGUUGUAAAUGUUUAGCAAUCCUUUCAUACACAAUGUUUAAAUUGCAGUUCUAUUUAAUAAAAAUUUGUUCUUCGGUUCCAUUUAUUACAAAUGGCACAGUGCAUGUUUAAUAUCUUGCUGGAAUACAUAACAUCUGUAUUGUUCUAUUUAUCAGCUAUGCAAUUUCAAGUACAGUAUAUUCUUGUACAUUAUAUUUGUUGUCAAACACUCACCUGGACCCAUAUAAACCAAUCAAUUAAUUAAUAAAUUCUUCAGAAUAAAGAGAAGACUUUUAACCUGAAAGCAUACAUAGGAGUUUAAUGAUAUACAAUUAUACAGGUUACCAAGGAUGCUUCUGUCAUUAACAUUUAAAACGAAUAAUAUCAUUAUAGGUGUUGAAUGUCAUGUUAGACUGAAAAUAUACAUUUUUAGAAAGCAAAUAUUAUUAGAAUAUUUUGUAUUCUUUCAUUUAAGUGUUAUUGGUUGAUAUAGGUCCAGUGUGAAUUUACUUUUAAAAUCAGGAAAAAUAAUUAAUCGUUUUAACUGCAUUAAUUCUUUGAUCUUGCCAACUAACAUAAUAAUAGUAAUAAUCAAACUGCACUUAAACUUGUUUUAGAAUAUUUUUUCUUUGGUAGGUAAUUUUUAAGACCUUUGUUUUCUUGGUGGCCCUGAUGUUAUGGUGUUUGUUUUUGGCAAUUUAACAAAACUUUCUGCAAUAUUCUUUGUAUUGUUAUAGGUAGUUAUACAAAAUUCAGUAACAAGCGUGAUAACUGUUAAAACUAGUGAUAUACUAUUAUAUACCAUUUGUUGUGAAUAAAAGUGUGUGCGUAAAA
Messenger RNA from Dreissena polymorpha, 1993 nucleotides. Its product is annotated as heat shock factor-binding protein 1-like. Gene Ontology annotation, cellular component: cytosol; nucleus. The transcript has 3 exons. Lineage: Eukaryota; Metazoa; Mollusca; Bivalvia; Myida; Dreissenidae. Bases 97 to 321 code for a protein of 74 amino acids. The record is from RefSeq and is a predicted model, not a curated record. Gene Ontology annotation, molecular function: transcription corepressor activity. Gene Ontology annotation, biological process: cellular heat acclimation.